Molecule: messenger RNA, 431 nt
Organism: Mucor mucedo
Lineage: Eukaryota; Fungi; Mucoromycota; Mucoromycetes; Mucorales; Mucoraceae
Product: 30S ribosomal protein S21e
Exons: 3
Coding region: 72-332 (86 amino acids)
Biological process (GO): endonucleolytic cleavage in ITS1 to separate SSU-rRNA from 5.8S rRNA and LSU-rRNA from tricistronic rRNA transcript (SSU-rRNA, 5.8S rRNA, LSU-rRNA); endonucleolytic cleavage to generate mature 3'-end of SSU-rRNA from (SSU-rRNA, 5.8S rRNA, LSU-rRNA); translation
Cellular component (GO): ribosome; cytosolic small ribosomal subunit
Molecular function (GO): structural constituent of ribosome
Source: RefSeq, a predicted model, not a curated record
CUUAGAACGAAUAAAAAAUUUGCAGGCGAGGGCAUCGUAUUGAAUCCUUCUCUUUCCCACUAUACAUCACAAUGGAGAACUCUGAAGGCCAAGUCAUCGAUCUUUACAUUCCUCGCAAGUGUUCCGCCACCAACCGUCUCAUCACUGCCAAGGACCACGCUUCCGUCCAAAUCAACAUUGCUGAUGUUGAUGCUGAGGGUCGUGCUACCAACUCUUUCGCCACUUAUGCUUUCUGUGGUUUCAUCCGUAAGGAAGCUGAGGUCGAUGAUGCUCUUAACCGUCUCUCUCAACAAGAUGGUUACUUGAAGAACGUCUUCUCUUACCAACAAUAAAUUUUUUUUUUUAACUAAAAAAAAAAAAGUUUUUGGUGAUUUGAAAUUCCAUGUUUUUUUUUUGAAAAUAAAAAAAACACGGUAGAUUUUUUAUACAGU